CCGCUAGUUACCGCUGCCGCCCGGGCCUACGGCCGCCGGAUUCCGGGCCUCGGCUCCUUCCCCCGUGGUGCUGCCGUCAUGUCGGCCAAGGCCCAGAUGCGGGAGAUGUUGGACCAGUUGAUGGGCACCGGCCGCGACGGUGACGUCAACCGGCAGAAGGUGAAGUUCACAGAUGACCGAGUUUGCAAGGCGCAUCUCCUGGGAUGCUGUCCACACGAUAUUCUCGCGGGGUCGUCCCCCUUCUGUAUGCAGUUGUCUCCUGAACACCUCCCCCUUUCUGUGCCCACAGAAAAUGGACGUGGGGGGGUGUAAGAAGCUCCACGAUGUGGCUCUGCGUGCCGACUAUCUCAUCGCAUCCAAGACCAAGGACUACCUCUUUGAAAAGGAGGCCAUGUCAGCGCUGGAGGAGUUUCUUAGCGAAUGCGACCGCAAGGCUGAGCAGGACAAAGAGAAAUUGGUGCUGGUCCAGAAAUCUUUCAGUACUGAGAUCAUUGCCAAGGUGGAGAAGGUUCAGAUGUUGAAUGAGGACAUUGGCAAGUUGCUGGCCCGCGCCGAGCUCCUGGGUUCCAGCGGCAUCCUCGACCAAUCACAGCGGGUGCUGGAGGAGGUGGAGAGGCUAACGCAACUCAAGAAGGAGUCUGAGGAGGAAUAUCGCAACAACAUCCCGACGUGCAGCCUGCAGCAGCAGAAGUUGCGAGUGUGUGAUGUGUGCGGUGCCUAUCUGGGGCUGCAGGAGAAGGACAAGCGGCUGGCCGAUCACUUCCGCGGCCGCCUACACAUGGGCUUCAUGGAGAUCCGAAGCAAACUACAGCAGAUCAAGAAGACGCUCAGCCAGAAGCUGGGAACACCGGAGACAGAGACAUCUCGACAGCGGGAGGAGCGCAGGCCGGAACGGCGUUUGUCUGACCGGAGGCUGAAGCACGCCCCCAGACCCAGGGACAUGAAGAGGACGUCUAGCCUCUCCCACGAGGGGAAGUGGCCGGCACCAUCUCGUUUCCGGGAAUACAGAGACCGCCCCUUCUACCAGCGGCCUCCAGGAUCAAUGCCCCUCCCUCCACCACCCCAGUACGACCGACCCUGGUCCCGCUACCUGGAACCGCAGCCCCCCUUCUUCCGAGGACGAGACCCACAGACGCUCUACGACCCCUACGACAUGUACGAAAGAAACCUCCACCGGCAACACCUUCUCGAGGAACGUCGAGACCGGUUCUCGAGAGAGGGGGUCCACCCCUUUGGAAUCCAUCCUGCCUUCUAGAACUGGCCUCCUAGGAACACUUCUUUCCACUCGUCCUUCCUCGACCUCCAUUUCCUGUCCCCCUCGCUCUCCAUCCCCCCAGCCUCCAUCUAUCUGCUGCUGGUACUCGCACAGAUCUAGCUCCCCACCCCCCCCCCCACCAAACUGUUCUUUGUACAAAAUGGUUG
Messenger RNA from Mobula hypostoma (lesser devil ray), 1422 nucleotides. Its product is annotated as putative RNA-binding protein Luc7-like 1. Gene Ontology annotation, cellular component: U1 snRNP; U2-type prespliceosome. Gene Ontology annotation, molecular function: mRNA binding. The record is from RefSeq and is a predicted model, not a curated record. Gene Ontology annotation, biological process: mRNA splice site recognition. The coding region runs from base 173 to 1255 and encodes 360 amino acids. Lineage: Eukaryota; Metazoa; Chordata; Chondrichthyes; Myliobatiformes; Myliobatidae. The transcript is spliced from 9 exons.